Messenger RNA from Pyricularia oryzae 70-15, 1977 nucleotides. RefSeq names its product diphthamide biosynthesis protein 1. NCBI's taxonomy places the organism in Eukaryota, Fungi, Ascomycota, Sordariomycetes, Magnaporthales, Pyriculariaceae. The record is from RefSeq and is a predicted model, not a curated record. Gene Ontology annotation, biological process: protein histidyl modification to diphthamide. The transcript is spliced from 2 exons. Gene Ontology annotation, molecular function: 2-(3-amino-3-carboxypropyl)histidine synthase activity. Bases 283 to 1656 code for a protein of 457 amino acids.
CUUACCUACCCUAGACAGAGCCAGAGAGCUUUAUUGUAAAUAUCUUCAGGUCAAUUACCCCAGGUACUGCUGUUGCUCACAGCCCCUUAAAUUUGACCGCACGUAUUCCUGUGCGAAUGAAUCGUUCUAAAGGCGCGAGGGACUUAAUUAUCCUUGCUGCAUCAGAGAAAAUAGAGAAAGAAAUAAGAAGAAAAAAGCUCCAACGGCCUUGGUAUGCAGCACGUCCUUGCGCCCUAAUCACCCCGCACCCUCUUCGCCUCCCAUUUUGGCACCAGUAACAAGAUGGAGGACGACCGCGCAGAAGUAGAUCUCGGCAUUGCGGUCGAUAUCGAGCAAACACAAAUCGCUGCAGCAAAUGCCGCGGCUCCAGGAUUGAAGCAGCCGAAGAAGCGAUUUGUCGGCCGCAGGACAGCGGCUCAGGCAGCGCAAAGCGGCUCUUGGGGUGGUGAUGCCCCAGCAGUGACAAGCGGGGCUGUACAAGCCGCCAAGCCGAAACGGGCUCCUCGUCUGCUCAACCAGGUGCCCCAAGAGUUGCUAGAUGACACCGACCUCAAGGAGGCCAUAAGUCUGCUGCCAGCAAACUAUUCUUUUGAGAUCCACAAGACUAUUCACAGAAUACGCUCCCUGGGGUCCAAAAGGGUUGCGCUGCAGAUGCCCGAAGGUCUCCUCCUCUUUGCGACCACUAUAUCAGACAUCUUGACGCAGUUCUGCCCCGGCAUUGAGACGCUCAUCAUGGGAGACGUGACCUAUGGCGCGUGCUGCAUUGAUGACUACACUGCUCGGGCCCUGGGAUGCGAUCUGCUAGUCCACUACGCCCACAGCUGUCUGAUCCCGGUGGAUGUCACAAAGAUAAAGACCUUGUACGUCUUUGUCGACAUCAGCAUCGACACAUCUCACCUGCUGGCAACUUUGGAGCGCAAUUUCGCUACUCCUCGCACUAUUGCCCUAGUUGGUACUAUUCAGUUCAACGCCACCAUUCACGGCGUGAAAUCUACGCUGGAGAGCGCUGGCUUCACUAUUGUUGUCCCGCAGAUUGCACCUCUUUCCAAAGGCGAAAUCUUGGGCUGCACAUCCCCGGAUCUGACAAGACGCCCUGGUGCAGCCGAGACACGAAUAGAUAUGAUACUGUAUCUUGGUGAUGGUCGCUUCCAUCUUGAGAGCAUUAUGAUACACAACCCAGACAUUCCCGCCUACCGUUACGAUCCUUACUCCCGCAAACUCACACAUGAGGAGUAUGGGCAUACGGAGAUGCAGGACCUGCGGCGGCAGGCCAUCCGCACGGCCAAGACAGCUCGCAAGUGGGGGCUCAUUCUCGGUUCACUGGGGAGGCAAGGCAAUCCUCAUACGCUAGAGCUUAUUGAGCGCAGAUUGACCGCGCUUGGAGUCCCAUUUGUAAAUCUACUUCUCAGUGAGAUUUUCCCUGGAAAGUUGGCCGCCAUGGGAGAAGUUGAAUGCUGGGUACAAGUUGCCUGUCCCCGCCUGAGUAUCGACUGGGGCUAUGCAUUCCCACGCCCGCUGCUUACUGCCUAUGAAGCCCUGGUUGCUUUGGGGGAAAAGGAAGAUUGGGGGAAUGGGGUAUACCCUAUGGAUUACUAUGGAAAGGAAGGGCUGGGCAGGACCAAACCUCUUAGUUCCAUCGAGACAAUAGCAACCUAAAAGGGGGAGUAGGGUAUGAGUUCGGACCUUUGGCCUGGCUGAUAUCUAUCUAUCUGGUUCAAGUGCACAUUGGGUAGGGACUGCACAGUCCCAGUGUCGUUUUAUGUCAUUAGCUAGUGAACCCUCCACUCGUCCUCAAGUAUCACCGCCUUCACAGCGCCAUACGCUGUAUUAUCCGAGUGAACCACUACUCUACUAUACAGUCACAAAGUUGAGGCUGUGUUUGGAUUUUAAAUACUGAUUAAAUCGUAUGGAGUAACUAUAACAGCUACGUAUAAUAUUGUAUGCCAUUGCCCUAGUGGAAUCGAAUUUCAUCACAUG